This is a messenger RNA of Sarcophilus harrisii (Tasmanian devil), 1942 nucleotides long. RefSeq names its product POU class 2 homeobox 3 (gene POU2F3). Gene Ontology annotation, cellular component: nucleus. The coding region runs from base 115 to 1452 and encodes 445 amino acids. Gene Ontology annotation, biological process: regulation of transcription by RNA polymerase II. The record is from RefSeq and is a predicted model, not a curated record. Gene Ontology annotation, molecular function: RNA polymerase II cis-regulatory region sequence-specific DNA binding; DNA-binding transcription factor activity, RNA polymerase II-specific. The transcript is spliced from 13 exons. NCBI's taxonomy places the organism in Eukaryota, Metazoa, Chordata, Mammalia, Dasyuromorphia, Dasyuridae.
ACAUGUGUGUGAGGUGUGUCUGCAUGUGUCGGGAGGUGUGUCCGCCCACGUGCUGUGGGGAUCUUGGCUGGCUAGAUAGGCUCAGUGCAUGGCGGUGCCGAAGAGCCUGUGUGCAUGUUCUGGGCUGGGUCCCUGUCCUUUCUGGGAGCUGAUCGGAGCCACGGAUUAGGGGACAGCAUGCACAUGGGUCUGUGGGAUAUCAAGAUGAAUGGGGAUGUGGCAGAUUCCACGGACACUCGCAAUGCCCUUAGCCAGGUGGAGACAGGAAGUGAUCGAAAUGGUCUGGACUUCAACAGACAGAUCAAAACUGAAGACCUCAGUGAUUCCUUGCAGCCAUCUCUAUCACACAGGCCCUGCCACUUGUCUCAAGGAUCUGCCAUGAUGUCAGGAAACCAGAUGCCUGGGGACAUGGCUUCUCUCCACCCUCUCCAGCAACUUGUACUGGUUCCCAGCCAUUUGCAAUCUGUGUCACAGUUUCUGCUGUCUCAGUCUCAGUCUGGGCAACAAGGUUUACAAUCAAAUCUUCUCCAAUUUCCUCAGCAACAAAACAGCUUCCUCCUCCCACAGACUGGACCUGGCCUAGCAUCUCAGGCAGUUGGUCGCCCUGGGCUUCCGGGAUCAUCUUUAGACUCCCACCUGGAUGUGUCACAACAUAUUCAAGUUAACAAACAUUUGCCCAACUCUGGAGGACCAGAUGAACCCAGUGACUUGGAGGAAUUAGAAAAGUUUGCCAAGACCUUUAAGCAGAGGCGUAUCAAGCUCGGCUUCACUCAGGGUGAUGUAGGGCUGGCCAUGGGGAAGCUGUAUGGCAAUGACUUCAGUCAGACCACGAUUUCCCGAUUCGAAGCCCUCAAUCUGAGCUUUAAGAACAUGUGCAAACUCAAACCGCUCCUGGAAAAGUGGCUCAAUGAUGCAGAGUCCUCUCCUUCAGACUCCACAGUGAGCACCCCCAGCUCUUAUCCCUCCCUCAGUGAGGUUUUUGGUCGGAAAAGGAAGAAGAGGACCAGCAUCGAGACUAAUAUCCGCCUAACUCUGGAAAAGAGAUUUCAAGAUAACCCCAAGCCUAGCUCUGAGGAGAUCUCCUUAAUUGCUGAGCAACUCUCCAUGGAGAAAGAGGUGGUUCGGGUCUGGUUCUGCAACCGACGCCAGAAAGAAAAGAGAAUCAACUGCCCCAUGACCACACCCAUGAAGUCGCCCAUCUACAGCUCGAGGCUGGUCUCUACUGCAGGAUCUCUUGGUCCCCUCUCUGUCACUCCUGUUCACAGCACCAUGCCUGGAGCAGUAACAUCAUCCUGUUCCCCGGGGAACAACAGCAGACCUUCAUCCCCUAGCUCAGGACUCCAUGCCGGCAGCCCCACUGUAUCUCAGACACACUCAAAAACAUCAGUGAAUUCCAGUUUUAACUCCUCUGGAUCUUGGUACCGAUGGAAUCAACCCACCUACCUCCAUUGAGACCAGAGAAUCUCUGCCACAGUGCAUCUGACCUUGUUUUCCUCAUUGCAUGGAGGGAAGUCUCUUGCCUUUGGGUUAUGGACAACUUCUCUGAGAAGAAGAGACUCCACUGUCAACAAGCCCAAAUUCUUGCCUUCUUCAGCUGCAAGAGGCUCAAGAGAUUCAAACUGUGAUUGCACCAUGUGUUGACUUUUCAUGUUCUUGAAAUAUUAAACUCCCCCCCUCUCUCUAGGAGUUUGCCAACCUCAUCUUCCCUGCCUGGGAUCUUCUCUUAAAAUUCCAAACAUCCGAGAUGACUUUUCAUUCCUAGGGUCUGUCAGAGGAAGGAGGCCUUGGUCAUUCCUUCACAGCUCAAAGGAGCGUUAGCCAUGAGAACAGCCUACCUAAAAUACCACACCACAAAUACCGAUGGGGCUAUACUGAUAUUAACUAUAAACUGAGCCGUGGUCACCAAAUUCAUUUCAAUAGAGAAUUGUAUCAAAAUUUGAAA